Molecule: messenger RNA, 1920 nt
Organism: Tuber aestivum (summer truffle)
Lineage: Eukaryota; Fungi; Ascomycota; Pezizomycetes; Pezizales; Tuberaceae
Source: the annotation of a GenBank genome assembly
UGCCCCUCAACGCGAGAAGAAUUCCGCCCCAAUACUCUACCGGUAAUUUUCUCGUCGCGCAUUUUCUACGUACCGGCUCGGUAAUCGUUUCAUUCGACCGAUCAGGAGGAGAAUUUAAACCUUGCGGGAACACGCAGCCUCCCGGACGGGAGCCUUCCUUAAUGGGCUUCGUAAAAACCGUAACCUAAAAGAAAACAUCAAGCCGAGCUCUGUCUACUAGUACUCGUACUGACACCACUUUUCCCUUCUUCCGGUUAGCUGCCUACCUUUAGCGAGCUCGGCCCCCGUGCAAAAGCCCCCGAGUAUAGUCUAGGCGUCCUAGAGGUUGGCAGAGAGCAAGGCUUAUGAAAGGCAAUAAAAGUAGAUACCGUACUGCGCAGUAGCCGUGUGGUGUAUGUGUGGGAAUCACGCAACCUUCCACUCACCUAUUGCAAUACCGACCUUAUUUGCUAUCAUACUCGUAUUAUGGUCACUCAGCUCCCCCACGAAACGGCAGGCAUCAUCCAUCCUGAACCGGAAUAUAAAAGGACUUCCCCGCGUUUGUUUCCCCGGAUGCAUUCGUCAGAGGUUCCGCCUCUGCCCGACAACCCGGGGUCCCCACAACAAAAACAGCCCGGUCCAACUCCCGAUAUGCCACGACGGAGACCUUCAGGACGUGAUUUGGGUCCGCCUAGUCAAGCGGAAGAGAGCUCUGCCGACGAGAGGACAGCGAUUGCUGCCUCCGGUCGGACCAGGAGCUACGACGCAACUACCGGUAUCACUCGGAGAGCUCCUGCCCGAGAACCCCCUACUCAAGAGGUCUCGACUGAUAAGACACCGUGGAUGGGGUUUGGUGCCAUUGAACUGGAGAAUAAAGGUUCUGUUGCCCGGGACCAUCUGGCAUUAGGUGUGUUUUCCCCCAUCCCCCUUCACUAGCCGUUCGUUUACUGACGUCCUGGUGUUAGAACGAACAUUCCUGGCCUGGCUGAGGACAUCCCUCGGGUUUGCCUCAAUAGGUAUGAGAAAUGAUGAAGAGUUGAUGUUUCGUGCUGUGGCUAACGUCGUGCGUUCCCAACCAGGCAUUGCUAUAACGCAGCUCUUCCGUCUGAACGCCGGAGUCCAACCGGGCAGCCCUAGUAAGUUUGCCAAAACGGCGCCUAUCUUGCACCUUAGGUUCCAACUAAUGGCUUCUAAAACGCGCAUUUCAGAGGGCUAUCAGACAAUGCGCCACAUGGGGAAACCUCUCGGUGCCACCUUCAUCGGCAUAGCAAUCAUGGUUCUAUUAAUUGGCGUAAACAGGUUAGUACCUUCUUCCCUCCUGUCCUCCCCUUAAUACGCUCCCCGGGGGUAGUCCUAUUCUAACCCCACCUUGGCGUCCCAUGGCCACCUGAGCAAACAGAUACUACGAAUCCCAAGGCUGGCUUCUAAAAGGCAAAUUCCCUGCAAGCAGAGGCAGCAUCUUCCUGUUAACAUUGGUGGCAUGUCUGGUACUUUACGCCCUGCUUCCGCUAUUAAUCGUGGUAGUUGAAGAGAAGUCAGGCUAAUACCUGUUGCAUUAACCAAAUGGAAAAAGCUCAUGAUAGCGACCCUCGUUAUCGUGGUGAUAGUGCAGCCGUCGAAUUUUGAGAAAUAAUGCCCGGUAUUUGUGUUUGUAUAUGCGUGAAGGGAGAAGGGGAGUGUGAUUAGAUCCCAAAUGCUUGGUCCGUUGGUUAGUUCCUUAUAUCAUCAGGGUCCCUCUCUGCGAGGUCUCUGCGUUUCGAUUAUCCGAUGUUUCCCCCCCCCCCCAUUUUUUUCUCCCCCCUCUUUUCCGGUUCUUUGAUCAGUUUUUGUUGGUAUCCUGUAUUGAGAAAGGAGAAUGUUUACUGUAUACUACAGCCGCAUGGAGUAGGCGUAGACAGGUAUAAUAAACAGACAAAUAAAUAUUCUGCGCCUAGCAGCUCU